Messenger RNA from Danio rerio (zebrafish), 6473 nucleotides. The record is from RefSeq and is a predicted model, not a curated record. NCBI's taxonomy places the organism in Eukaryota, Metazoa, Chordata, Actinopteri, Cypriniformes, Danionidae.
GUCUGCUUGCCUUAACUCAUUCCUCAUUAAAGAACAAGCCCUGAUGCUGCUGCAGCUGCAGAUGUAGCUGGUCCUCCUGGCGCGAAACCUUUCAAAUUUACAGCCGUAACAAAAAAAUAUUAUAUAACGUCAAACUUAAAUGAUAAAACUCCACAUUUUAGCGACAAACAAUAGAAAUCCGAUGUAAACCCCCAGAAGAGCGUGUCAGAUGCGCAGCGCUGAAGCCGGACAUUGUUGUUGUUGUUGUUUGUUUUUAGCGUAAUGUCUGAAAAGUGACGGUUGUGGAAGUGAUGGAGAACCAGCUGUUGACCGCGGGCGCUGGAGAAACGCAGCCCGAAAAGAAGCAUCAAAAGUCGGUUGUGGUGUAUGACUGUCGGCCCGGCAGCAGCGCUGCUCCACCGCGGACUUUCGACAUCUCCAACGCAGAUUUUACCAGCUUCCUGCAGGCUCUCGUUCGGGAGUUCUCGCUGUCGAAUGAUGAGACUUUCGUUAUUAGCACGACAGACCGAAAGGAAAUCGACCAAGAGCUUUACAAGGAGCUGGUGCACGGGAAAACCUUGCAGCUGAUGACUUCUGUAAAUCAGGAGCUUCCAGUGGCGACUCAGGAGCGGAUCGACUAUCUGCCACACUAUCAUACCCUGGUGCAAUGUGGCAUGUACGAGUAUUACGCCAGCGAAGGACAGAAAGCGUUGCCCUAUGCGUUUGCAGAGCUCAUUGAUAAUGCACUGUCAGCCACCAGGAGAAACACUGACAUCAGGAGGAUUGAAAUCAGACUGCUGUUUGAUGAGGCUCAGGGAGGACCUGCGGUUGUGGUGAUGGACAAUGGCUGUGGGAUGACCUCCAAACAGCUCAACAACUGGGCUGUUUACCGUCUUUCCAAGUUCAUCCGAGAAAACAGCACAUUUCAAAGUGAAGAAGCCGGUUAUGUGCAACCAGAUCCAGUUCCACGCAGUCUGAACAGUGACAUCUCAUAUUUUGGAGUCGGAGGAAAACAGGCUGUGUUUUACAUCGGCCAGUCUGUCAGGAUGAUCAGUAAACCUGCGAGCUCUCCAGAUGUCCAUGAAUUUAUCAUGUCUAAAGACGACUUUGAGCGCAAGGAGAGAAACAAGGAAGACAUUUAUUCGGGCUUUAUUAGAAACAGGAAGCCCGGAGAUUGUUCACAUGUGGACAAAAGCGAGGAGAUGUUUCUGCAGUCCAUUAUGAGAGAAGAAAUUGGAAAGGAGAGUUUUACAGCAGUCGUCAUCACUGGGAUACAACAGGAGCACAUCAAUUAUCUUAAACAGCAUUUCAUUCUGUGGACCAGAGAGUUGGCACAUACUUACCAUUAUUAUAUACAUGGAGUCGAUGGAAACGUCAAAAAUGAAAUGAAAAAAACUGAAUCUUCCUCCAACAUUGACAUUCAGAUCAGUUUGUUUGAGCGCUCGACUCGAGUCCCCCGUAUCAUUAAUCUGCGGGAGGUGGAUAACGACAUGCAGACACUCUAUGUCCGGUCAUCUGCUAACACGUUUGAGUUUAAAGCCACCGGAGCCAAAGAUUCAUUAGUGGAGGGAUUGAUCCGAUAUCAUCCUUUUCUCUACGAUCGAGAAACUUUCCCUGUGGAUCCAUACGCUGCUUCAGCAGAGGAUGAAGAUGAAGAAUUAGAAGUUUUAAAUCCUGAAGGCCGUGGCAAGCGUCCCAUCUUUGAGUGUUUCUGGAACGGCCGGCUCAUUCCCUACACCACAGUCUCAGAGUUCCCGUGGUGUGAGAGGCCCAAGAAAGGUGGCAUCGUCCCGCUGGAGUGUUAUAAUCGUAUUUCAGGCGUCCUCUUUGCCAAUGACAGAUUCCAGGUCAGCACCAACAAACUCACCUUCAUGGAUCUGGAGCUCCAGCUUCGUGACAAAGACACCAUUUUUAACAACGGCCAGGGUCAGCGAGUCAAUAUUGAGAAGGAGUUUACCAACUGGUUGAAAACAUGUCAUGAGAGCUUUGAUAAGCAGGUGAUGUUUCAGGGAUAUAUAAGUAAUGUGACGCGCACAGACGUGGCCACCAAACGUCAGUUUCCCUGGGCUGGAUUUGAAGCCAUUCAAUGGGAUGGCAAAACUUACAAGAGAGGACAAUAUGUCAAGACUGUGAAAACUAAGCCCAUCUUGUAUGGCUCUAUACUUCAGUUCUUGCUUUAUGGAGCAUGUGACGGUGAUGUUUACGCCACUGGAGGAUUUGCCCAGAUUGCAUUGGAACCGAAGGAACUGUACGAUGAGAAAAAGGUCAUUCCCAUCUCAAAGAUUGACAGGAUGGCCACAGCGAAAGCCAUCGAGGAGAACAUUGAGAAUGAACUCGCAAAACUUCCAGACCAAUUGAAGAUUACAUGGCCUGAGGGAAACGCUUGGGAAGACAAAGAUGCUUAUCCAGCUGGAACACCAAUGGGUCCAAUUAAAGUGGAGAUUUUGAACAGAAAAGGAUAUUCGAUCUCUCGUCUGCCUGGAACAGGCAAUAUAAAGAAACUGGUGGUCGAGCUGACAGUCACCAGGCAGUCGCCUAAGAAAGAUGACCAAACUAAGAAAGAUGUACAAACUAACUCUCACAUUGCUGUUCAUUCAACCAAGUGGGAGUACUGGUUCAAGACCAUGGAGAAUCUCACUAAGAUUGGAAAAUACACACUGCAUCUGCAGACCAAGCUGAGCGACAGUUCAGAAAGCCAUUGGGUUGGAAAAAAAUUACCCAACUACACCCUCAACUUUUCUAUUAAAGAGGGUAAAGCGGAAUCUUUUAAAAUCGGUCAGGUUUCCUCUCCUGUCCUUGUUGGAGUUCCCUUCAGCGUCCCUCUGGAUUUCCGGGAUCAGUUUGAGUAUUCCACUCAGCCUCCCAGUGGCAUUAAACCCCAGCUGGAGUGCAGUUCACUGAAGUUGAGUUAUGAUGGGAUCGCGUUUGGGACGACUGCAGUCAUCAACAAUGUGAGAGCCUUGGGAAAGAUCAAACAGCAAGGCAAGAAGCACACAGUGAAGGUGCGCAUCCCGGGGCUGAAGCAGGACAUUGAUUCUUUUCAACUCGCUCUGGAACCUGGUCCUCCACACACUCUGGUGGUGUUUCCAGAUGGAGAUGUGCUCUCUGUUGAGAACGGGACGCCGGUCAACUUUAAAGUGGAGGUUCAUGAUGAGUGCCAGAAUAUCACCGCUCAUCCUAAACUCGCCGUCCGCUGCCAGAUGAUGGGAGCUCCUGAUCUGCCGGUGGACAUUGUGGACUGCAGUAACACCGGCUCUGGACUCAUGCUGACUAAACCACUGUCUCUGAAGACUGUAAAUGCUGAACAGAUCUUUACCGUAAAAUUCAACAUCCCUAACCACAGGACAGUGUCGAGUGUGGAGCGUCAGCUGCGUGUUUUGCCCAGCACUCGGAUAUCCCGUAUAGAGGUGUACAGACAGGAAGAGGGCUCCGAUGAUGUCAUGGUGCUGCAGAAUUCCGAGCGCAUUGAUUGGACGGCAGGAGACACACUGGGAAACCUGUACUUCAGACUGUAUGACGAGGGCAACAGACUGGUGUCCCUCCAGCCAAAAAUAACCAGCAAAAUUAAGGUGAACUGGACGGCAAAGCUAAACGCAGAAGAUCUGGCUCAGGGGAAGCUGCCGUGUUUGGGUGUCCCGACUCAAGCUCAGAGAGAGCAUUUCUACCACGUGUCAUUCCAGGACCAGCACGCCGUCAACAUGUCCUUCAUCAUUGUGCCACGUCCAGACGAGCCUGAGCGUUUGCGGGUCAGACUCGGCGAAUCUACUGUCAAGAUGGGUGAAGUUCUGUCAGGCAGCACAUAUGUGGAAGUGAUGGAUCAGUAUGGGAAUAAAACAGACCGUCUGGAUGCAGAAAGUGUGAACUCUUUAAGUGUUUCUGCUGACGGUCUGGAUAACGAGGCUCUGGCUGUAGAAUGGCAGGCGAGAGCUGGACAUUUUUGUGUUAGUGGCAUCCGUUUUGUAUCCGGAUCCCCAGGCUCACGAGAGCUGAGUUUCCAGCUCCAGCGCAUGAAGGAGUUUGUGCGAGUUGAUGUGACUGCAGGAGCUCCAGCACAGAUAAAACUGCUGGAGGAGCUGGAGAUGCCUUUGCAGGUCAUGAAUGGUCAUGGUUUGGAGACUCCACUGACCAUGCAGCUCUGUGACCAAUGGGGAAAUGCUUCACCAGACCAGCGGGUUAACAUUGUGUUGAAGACUCGCACCUCACAGUUGAAGAUUAAGUCCUCAGUAUCAUCUCAGCCUGUUGAUUCAAAGGGAAAAGCUUGCUUCGUUUUAGAAGCUAUAAGUGGUCCAAAAGGGGAACAUGAGCUGGAGUUUCGGGGCUUUUUUAGCAGGAAUGGCAUUCCUGGGCCCAUAAUCAAACUGAAUUUGAUUCCUGAUCCUAACAAACCUGUAAAGCUCUGUGUUGAAUACGACAGCCGUGUCACUCUGUGUGCUGGAGACAUCUUUCCAGAUUUUAUGGUGGUGGUGAAGUCUGAAGAAGGCUCAGCGGUGAAAAACAUCUGUCCUGCAAAUCUGUCCAUGCUGCUGUGGAAAGGCACGGCGUCAGGCUCCUGUCCUCCCGCCGCAGCCUCGACGCUAAAGUGCAGUAAACGGAAAGACUCAGAGAAAGACGACAGCUUCUGCUUCAGAGAUAAGCAGAUUCCUGAGCUAGCAGGCCAAUAUGUUGUGCAGUUUGUUUUGGCUUUAGACCAAACCAAACAUCUAUGGAGCAAACAGAUUCCACUGAAUGUAUUUGCCAAUAAAGCCACGAAGUUAGCCCCUGAGAUUCCACCUGCUACUCCUGUUGUGUCCAAUAGUAACGUUCGGGCCAAUCGGACGCUGUUGUACAGCUUGACUCUAAAGAUCAUGGAUCAGUACAGUAACGUUGCUGGUGAAGGUCUGGAUGGACAAGUGGUUGUUACAGUGACCGGCACUGGAGACAUUGUGAUUCCUUUGUUUGAGAAUAAAGAGAAACGUCGGUCAUACAGCCUUACUAACGGAGAGACUGUCAUUACUGAUCUGGUUCUGCUAGAGAACAGUCCCGGGGUGGACGGAGCCGAGUAUGUUCUCCAGUUCAGUCCCGAGAUUCAGCAGACGGGGGUUUCCAUCGCCCCGUACAGCCUGCCGUUCAGAUUCUGCAACGAUGCAGAUCAUCAGAAAGUCAUUGUGACUCUCAGCAAGAAGAAGGACCGUCUUUCCCAAACUAUUAAGAUGUUCAGAGAGUUCUUCGACACCAAUCAACAACUGAUAUCUGAACUAGAGUGCCAGGUUCGAGAUGCUUUGCACAAACUAAAUGAGUUCAAACCAGAGCUCAAGAGAAAUGGCAUCUCAGCACUAUCCACUGUUUCAGAAAUAGAGGAUUUAAUAAAUGCCAAGAAAGCCAAUUUAACCAAAAUGGAGAAUCAGCCCAGACGGAAAUGCACUGUGCCUGACCCCUUCAGAGGCAGCCCACAAGUUCUGGGAAAGGUCGCUCAUCUGGCGCUGGUGAAGGAUGACAAUGUGGCGAAGGUGAUAUCUUGGCAUCUGCUGGGCGACAUGGACUGUGUGGUCACUGAAACCACAUCUGCAGCCAAGAGGAUCUACGAUGACACACACGGACGUCAACAGGUCCUGCCCCUCGAGACGAUCUUCUGGAAGCCCUACGACAAGCGUCUUCCUCACAUCAGGAACGGCUCGGCUCUCUUCCGUCCACUUGGGGAUCCUGUGUUUGUCAAAGAUCUGCUCAUUUUUCCUGAAUAUGCAGAAAGCUGCAAUAAAGUUUUCACCACUCUGCUUGGAGACACCAUAUUGAUUGAUGAUCUGGAUUCUGCUAAUCAAUAUCGUCGAGGGGUGGUUCAGAAUAAAAUACAGUGCCCUACCAUUUUAACACGGCAAGGAGAGCGGAUCCGCUGCAAUGGGAAGUUUGGCGGUCUGCAGAACAAGGCUCCGUCUAUUGAGAAACUUCGAGGACAGGUGUUUGGAGCACCUUUACCUGCUGAAUACAACCAAACACGCCUUCAGAUAGAUUUACUGCAGCAGUAUCGUGUUGCGAUGCAGAAGGCGUCCACCGUGCAAGCUGACUUAAAUAGUCAUUUAAUGGAUCUGCAGAGUCCGAUUAUGACACAAAAGAAGCAAGAGCUCGAGGAGCAAGAGGUGGAGUUACAAGAGAUUGAGAAAACCCUUGCCAGAACUCCAGAACAGAUGUCUGACGCUGUGAGAGUCAAGCGGAGUCUGGAGCCAGAAUCCUCAGACACACCAGUUCUUCCAAAAAGGAUCCGUCGCAAACCUCUUAAAAUGGAUUCAUGAUGUGACCGACAACUGAAGUGAUGCAUUUAUAUCUAAUUUUAUUUGGAGUUUAAAAAAAAGAUUAUUUUUAGUUUUUUUUUCUUCCUCUUUUUAAGUUUUUUUUAUAGAUAUUUUUUACAGAUUUCGUUGUGUCUGAUUUGUGCAGAAGCAAAAGAAGUGAAAGAAUUGGACUGUGUCCAUAAUAUAUAUUUUGUAUUUUUCUUUAAAGGAAAAAAGCUUUUUACAAAUACA